Molecule: messenger RNA, 1567 nt
Organism: Chrysochloris asiatica (Cape golden mole)
Lineage: Eukaryota; Metazoa; Chordata; Mammalia; Afrosoricida; Chrysochloridae
Gene: ZBTB25
Product: zinc finger and BTB domain containing 25
Exons: 4
Coding region: 183-1493 (436 amino acids)
Biological process (GO): regulation of transcription by RNA polymerase II
Cellular component (GO): nucleus
Molecular function (GO): RNA polymerase II cis-regulatory region sequence-specific DNA binding; DNA-binding transcription factor activity, RNA polymerase II-specific; protein binding
Source: RefSeq, a predicted model, not a curated record
UUCCCCGGCUACCAGGCGCAUGAUCACGUGGGCCGAUCGCGGCGCAGCCGGCGCGGGAAGCCGCGCGAGAGCGAGCGCUGGGGUGCGUGAGCCGGCGCUGCUGCGUGCCCAUCGCGGCGCGGGAGCCUGCCCCUCCCGCACGGAGGAGCCGGCCCGCCGCCGCGGCGGCAUCUGGAACCGCAAUGGACGCUGCCAACCACAGUCUUGUCCUCCUACAGCAACUGAACAUGCAGCGAGAAUUUGGCUUUCUGUGUGAUUGCACAGUUGCUAUUGGAGAUGUUUACUUCAAAGCCCACAGAGCAGUGCUUGCUGCUUUUUCUAACUAUUUCAAGAUGAUAUUUAUUCACCAAACAAGUGAAUGCAUAAAAAUACAACCAACUGACAUCCAGCCCGACAUAUUCAGCUAUCUGUUGCACAUUAUGUACACAGGGAAAGGGCCAAAACAGAUUGUGGAUCAUAGUCGCUUGGAGGAAGGGAUUCGAUUUCUUCAUGCCGACUACCUUUCUCAUAUUGCCACUGAGAUGAAUCAAGUGUUCUCCCCAGAGACUGCGCAGUCCUCAAAUCUAUAUGGUAUUCAGAUCUCAACAACCCAAAAAGCAGCUGUCAAACAAGGGCUCGAGGUCAAAGAAACUCCUUCCAGUAACAAUGGAAACAGAGCUGCGCCCCAGAGCGACCACCGCCAGCUGCAGCUCUCGCUUGCCAUUGGGCUGGAUGAUGGCACUGCAGACCAGCAGAGGGCCCAUCCUGCGGCCCAGGCCUUGGAGGAACACCCGAAGCCCCCAGUGUCGAUCAAACAGGAGAGAUGUGACGCAGAAUCCGUGAUCUCCCAGAGUCACACCUCACCCUCGUCAGAGGUGACUGGCCCCAAUGUCACCGAAAACAGUAUCAAAAUACACUUAUGCCAUUACUGUGGGGAACGUUUUGAUUCCCGUAAUAACCUAAGACAACACCUCCAUACACAUGUCUCUGGAUCCCUCCCAUUUGGUGUCCCAGCCUCCAUUCUGGAAAGUAAUGACCUUGGUGAAGUACAUCCACUCAGUGAAAGUAACGAGGCCCUCGAAUGCCCUCGAAGGCUCAGCUCCUUCAUAGUCAAGGAGAAUGAACAGCAGCCUGACCACUCAACCCGGGGCACCACAGAGCCUUUGCAGAUCAGUCAAGUGUCUUUAAUCUCCAAAGACACAGAGCCAGUGGAAUUAAACUGCAAUUUCUCUUUUUCAAGGAAAAGAAAAAUCAGCUGUACCAUCUGUGGUCAUAAAUUUCUCCGCAAGAGUCAAUUGCUGGAGCACAUGUAUACACACAAAGGUAAAUCUUACAGAUAUAACCGAUGCCAAAGGUUUGGUAAUACGUUGGCCCAGCGAUAUCAGCCGUAUUGUGACAGCUGGUCUGCUAUUCCCCUGAAAAGUUCUCGCUUGUCGCAAGAACACUUAGAUUCAUCUUGUGCCUUAGAGGCAGAGCUCACACAAGAAAAUGUGGACACUAUCCUGGUUGAAUAGCAGCUUCAGAAUUUCUAUACCAAUUCUGAAAAAGAAAGUCCACUAGUAUAUUUUUAUUCAUAAAUUAUUUUCCU